Molecule: messenger RNA, 519 nt
Organism: Solanum dulcamara
Lineage: Eukaryota; Viridiplantae; Streptophyta; Magnoliopsida; Solanales; Solanaceae
Product: agamous-like MADS-box protein AGL61
Exons: 1
Coding region: 1-519 (172 amino acids)
Biological process (GO): regulation of transcription by RNA polymerase II
Molecular function (GO): DNA-binding transcription factor activity, RNA polymerase II-specific; RNA polymerase II cis-regulatory region sequence-specific DNA binding; protein dimerization activity
Source: RefSeq, a predicted model, not a curated record
AUGGAGAAUAAGAAGAGUAGAGGGCGCCAAAAGAUACCAAUGAAAAAAAUAGAAAAGCAAGAUGAUUUGCUUGUUAGCUUCUCAAAACGUCGUUCUGGUUUAUACAAAAAGGCUAGCGAACUCGUUUUUGAAUGUGACGUUGAUAUUGGAAUGAUAUUUUUUUCUCCUACAGGUAAUCCAUUCUCAUUUUUUCACCCAAAUAUUGAUGCAAUUGUUUCUCGUUUUCAGAAUCCCAAUAUAGAAUUAAGUGAAAGUAAUCUUCUAGUCGCGGCUCAUAAUCGAGAUAAAGUGAAUGAACUUAAAAGCAAACUUGAACUACUUGAUAUCAUAGAAGAUGCUGAGAUUGCAAAGAAAAAAUUAUAUGACGAAGUGAUUGAAGCAAGGCAGAAAAGUUGGUGGGAAUCGAUUGAGCAGCUCAAUGCAUAUGAAGUGACCCAGUUUGAAGCUUGGAUGAAAACCGUCAUUUUUAAUAUGCAGAAUCGUUUGAAUGAAUUGGAAAAUGGAGCUUCGUCUACAUAA